Molecule: messenger RNA, 603 nt
Organism: Pieris macdunnoughi
Lineage: Eukaryota; Metazoa; Arthropoda; Insecta; Lepidoptera; Pieridae
Source: the annotation of a GenBank genome assembly
AUGCUCGCGAUCGCGAUUGUUCUCAACUGUAUAAUUUAUGUUUCUGCUUGCGGCAGCAGAGUAGAACAAAUAGAAACUUCUGAUGAUGACAAGAAAUAUUUAUGGAAUAUGAGCCAAUGGGACAUAUGGAAACCGGAGGACGAUGAAAAGAGUAUGGACGAGUAUAUUGCGAUGUAUAAGAAUUUGACUGAACAGGCAAACAGCUGGGACGAAUUUGAUGUUAAUAGGGACCCCGGGUUACCGCCACCCUGGAGAGAAUACGAUGAAGGUAUAAUAGGGGUACCACCACCGCCGUGGGCCUACGUAUCAAACGCUUACGGUCGACCUAAUUUUUGCUUCGUAUUUCCUGCUAGAGGGAACUGUAAUCAGACCAUCAUUAGAUGGGCAUUCAAUCCUUCAACACAGAAAUGCCAUCAGUUUAGGUACAGCGGUUGUGGGGCGAAUGAGAACAAUUUCAAAACUAAACCCAGUUGCAUCCGCGCAUGUAAGAGUGUGCCUUCUUCACCUUGCGAGACCGAAGGAAACAUGGAUUUUGUCGAUAUGUUGUUUGGAUAUUAUCCAGAUGAACGAAUUAAGAAUUCCGGUAACAUAUCGAUAGGUUAA